AUGCCUCCCAAGGGAAAAUACACCAAGCCCAAGCUCCGUGAAGAAGUCAAAGAAGAGAUCCACGCAUCCUCCAAAGGCGGCGCACCCGGCCAAUGGUCGGCGCGCAAAGCACAAAUGAUGGCCUCCGAAUACAAGAAGCGCGGCGGCGGGUACACGACCGACAAGAAGGACCAAGACGAAUCCCAGAAGCACCUAUCCAAGUGGACGGAGGAAGAAUGGCAGACCAAGGAAGGGUCCGCGCACGCCAAACAGGAAGAUGGGACGCGGAAACGGUAUCUGCCGAAGAAGGCGUGGGAGGAGAUGAGCGAGGGGGAAAAGAAGGAGACGGAUGAGAAGAAAGUCGAGGGGAGUAAGGAGGGGAGGCAGCAUGUGGGGAAUACGGAGAGGGCGAGACGGUCGAGGAGGAAGGCGAAUGAUGAGGAGGAUGAGCGGGUUGGGGAGAGGAAGGGGAAGGAGAAGAAGGGGCGUUCCACGGGGAAGAAAGGCAAGCAGCAAGGCGACGACGAAAGUCAAGGGGAGGAAGUAGCUGAGGGCGAGGAACACUCGGACGGCUCUGAGGCUGAGUAUGCCGAGGACGGUGAUGCUGCCGAGUCGGAGAAAGACGAGGGCAAUGACGGAGAGGACGAAACCAAAGAAGAAGAAGAGACCGCGAAAGCAGGACAGAAGCGCGGCAGAGGCCGUCCGAGUAAGUCCUCGUCGAACAAGAAGCAGAAGGGCGACUCAGGCAAAGCAAAGCAAAACGGGAAAGCAGGAGCUAAGAAAAACUCCGAGCCGCCUGCGAAGCCAGGCUCGAAGGAUCGCUUACCGAAGAAGGGCCAGAAGGUCCAUUGGCAUUCUCUACCGGGAUACAUAGAGGGUGAAGUAGUGGAGAUCGCAUUCGAGGACAAGGAGGUCGAAGGCAAGCGGAUCAGGGGUAAGAAGGACGAUCCGCGGAUUGUAAUGAAGAGCAGCUCGUCGGGGAAGAUUGCUUCGCAUAAGCCUGAGGCUGUUUUCUUCGAUUAG
Molecule: messenger RNA, 1002 nt
Organism: Coniosporium apollinis CBS 100218
Lineage: Eukaryota; Fungi; Ascomycota; Dothideomycetes
Exons: 1
Coding region: 1-1002 (333 amino acids)
Source: RefSeq, a predicted model, not a curated record